UCCCGCGCAGCCCACGAUGCCGACGCGCGCCGUGCAAGCGCACACCGAGUCCGGCGGUGCUUGGGAUUGGGUGGAGGGAGUGGUGGCUGCGGACGGAGUCACAGGAUUGGUAGAGUUCAGCGCCAAAGUUGUUGACUCAUAGCUGAGCAGCUCCUCUCCAUCCUUCUCGGCACGGAGCUGUCCAGGGCCAGUGGUGCUGAAAGUCUCAGUCUUCGACGCAUCGUCGGAAUUAUUUUCUACUUUUUACGCUUUGACUGCUCUUAGUCAUCCUUUGAAAGUUACAAGUCUCAUACUCGUUUAAACGGCACUUGGUUGAUAUCUGCCCAUCAUCGCUCUGCCCAAGAGCGCAUCGCAACUUCAACUUCUUAACCGAACAAAUCGAGGACUCUCCAAAGCGCAGCUAUGGCUUUCAUGGUAAAACACGUGGUGGGAGGACAGCUGAAGAACCUGACAGGAGGACUGACGGAGGAGAAAUCCGAAGGGGAGAAAUCAGACGCCGCCGCGCAGGGAAUGACUCAAGAGGAAUUUGAACAAUAUCAGCAACAGUUAGAGGAGGAAAAAAAAGAACGAGAAGCUCAUUACGCUCAGAAGAAAGCUGAGCGAGCCACAGUUAGAACUCAUUUCCGGGAAAAGUACAGACUACCAAAGAAUGAGAUGGAUGAGACCCAAAUCCAGCAGGCAGGGGACGAUGUGGUGCUGCCCACAGAGCUUGCCAAGAUGAUCGCCGAGGACAACGAGGAGGAAACACACAAGCAGUCGGUGCUGGGCCAGCUGUCCAACAUCCAGAAUGUGGACAUCGACCAGCUGAAGGACAAAGCCCAGGCCACACUGGAAGACCUCAAAAAGCAGACGGAGAAUUGCAGUCUGAUGUGAUCUGGCCAACUCCAAGCCCAGGAGAUUAGAGUUUUUCUUGUACAAAUAUUUUCAGAGGCAGAGCUGCUCCGGGGGUAGACAUUUUCUCAUUGCUGUAGUGGAAUGUCAGUUGGCAGAGCCACAUAUUAACAGUUUUUUCUGGUCGUGCAAAGUUAAACAGAAGCCUUAUAGUACGAUAUCUUGGCCACAUCUUACAAACCUACAAUACAAUUCUAGCCACAAUGACAACCAGGUGAAACGGCUUAAUUUGUUUGCCUUUUGACUUCCCGAUAUCUUAAAAGGUCAUGAAUGCCAUGCAUAUUUUUACAUAAAUUGCCAAUUAGCCAAAAAUGUGGCUCCUCUCACUGAGAUUUAGCCAAUUAAAACAUCUCUGCCCUUAGAGCAGUUUCACCUCUGAGAAAGUUUUUUCCAGUGUAUUAAAUCCUUUACUCCCUAUAACCUCCCCAGCUCUCUGUACCUCAUGUGACCUGUGAUAACACAAUAUGAUUCUGCAGCAGAGGUCGCAGGUGUGUGUGUGUGUGUGCAGGAUUUUCUUGCUUCCAAACACACAGCAACUGAUUUCAGUGAUGAACACAUGCACUUUCAAUAAGCGCAUCAGUGAGAUCAGCUGCUUCGUUGGAAUGAAAGCACACAUAAACGAGGCUGACACUGAUUGCUGUGUUAUGUUAAAUUUGGGGGAGUUGAUGUAGGUAAAAUAAAAUAAAAGCUCGCUCUGUUUAUUUUUCAUGUACAAAUGCGCAACAUGGUAGAAAUGGGCUGAUCUUGGUCAAAAGUAGCUUGCUAAUGUUGCCGCAUCAAUUUUAGAUAUUCUCAUAGACAUAUCAUUUAGAUUUUUCUGUACUUCAGUGUGCCUUGGAUGUCCGUACAAGGUUGUCUUCUUUUGAGCUCCGAAAUCUAAAAGCUACUUUUUACAAAGAUUUUUUUUUAAAUUUUUGGAAGAAGUUUAAAUUUUUUUCUUUUCUUCUUUCCUGUUCGAUUAAAAACCAUUAAUAAUUACCAAGCAAGCACGGAUGAUGUCUUGCUGAAAGUCCAGAUAGUUUUGCUGCGUGUAAUUCCUGUGUUCCCAAAUUUAACCUAGCAUCAAUAUCAACUAUACUGGAAGUAUUUCUGCACAUAUGCUGCAUUUAUAGGUUAAAAGAAUAAAAGCUGCUCAGUUAGAAGAAAUGUAAAUGCUUUACAAGUUGUAUGCCAAAGCCUGUGUUGAUAACACUCUGACCAACAUUAAGGAAAAGGCACAAAUAUGUCCAGAUGUGUAACGACAGUGUGUGUGUGUAUAAAUCCAAAUACAGAGUCCGCAUUCAAGUAUUUAUGUUCUGUUAGAUGUACAGGUAUCUGUUUGCCUAUACUGUCAACAGCGAGUCAUUCUGUUUCCACCAACUCACCGGGUCUUGCAGUGUUGUCAACCAUCAGGUGACCUUUGACCUGUCCUCCAUCUCAUUGACCCUUCCGUCUCAGUAGUGCUCUUUCGUGCUGGUGGAUUUCGUGUUGUUUAGCCAGUGUGAUGCGUCAAGUGGUGUCUUUGUAAAACAGAAAAAAAAAACCUCACCCUAUAGCCGGGAGUGCUCAUCGUAGUGUUACAGAGCACUCAGUCAGUGUGGGCUUACUGUGGUAUUGUUGAUUAAUAGCCAAGUGUGAAGGUAGGGGUGACGUUAGGGAGGAUGCUGUUGAUGUUAUGUUACAUUCAUAUAUGCUACAUUUUGCCAGUGUUCAGUUUAUGUAGCAGUGGUGAUGAAGGUGAUGUUGGCUUGAUCUCACAUCUGUCCCCGAUCUCAUUCCUUUUAUGGUUCUACGGCCAAAAACUUUUUUUCCCCGCUUUGUGUUACUUAAGUUUUUUUUUUUUAAGUUUAAACUGUGGCCAAAAAGAUUUUGUUAAUUUACUGUAUGAGUUUUAAUUUCGUCACUGUAGGUGCCACACUACUACUGAAUGAAAACGGAGGCAACAUUUUUUCACUACAGUGAUUAUUGUCAUCUGUUAGAUACACAAUUAUAUAUAUAUAUCUAUAUAUAUAUAUAUUCAGAAUAUUUCAAUAAUACGAAGAAGAAAAGUUGCAAUAAGUCCUUUUAUAAACAGAGCUACUAGAAUAUGUCAUGUUUCAUCAUGAGACGAUAUUCUUGGGGGGAAAUGAAGCCAUAAAGCAAAACUCUUUGCUUUGUAUGAGUGUUUGUGACUUGAAAUAAUAAUUCAAUAACUCAAUAAUAAUAACAAUAUACUCAUAUAUAUUAUUUCUGUGGUCCAGAUUUUUCAGGAAAUGGCUGCCAUGACACGCAGUUUUUCUCCUUUGACCUUUUUGUUUUCUUUCAUUGUAUCUCUGUCAUUCUGUUGGAAAGUAUUUCAGUGACUUCUGCGUUUUAACUGCAAUAAAUUUUUUUAAUUAUA
This is a messenger RNA of Neolamprologus brichardi, 3250 nucleotides long. RefSeq names its product complexin 3b (gene cplx3b). The record is from RefSeq and is a predicted model, not a curated record. Lineage: Eukaryota; Metazoa; Chordata; Actinopteri; Cichliformes; Cichlidae. Gene Ontology annotation, cellular component: SNARE complex; terminal bouton. Gene Ontology annotation, molecular function: syntaxin binding. Gene Ontology annotation, biological process: regulation of neurotransmitter secretion; neurotransmitter transport; synaptic vesicle exocytosis.